Molecule: messenger RNA, 826 nt
Organism: Nothoprocta perdicaria
Lineage: Eukaryota; Metazoa; Chordata; Aves; Tinamiformes; Tinamidae
Gene: IL1B
Product: interleukin 1 beta
Exons: 6
Coding region: 1-819 (272 amino acids)
Biological process (GO): cellular response to lipopolysaccharide; inflammatory response to antigenic stimulus; positive regulation of gene expression
Molecular function (GO): cytokine activity; interleukin-1 receptor binding
Source: RefSeq, a predicted model, not a curated record
AUGGCGUUCGUUCCGGAUUUGGACAUGCUGGAGAGCAGCAGCCUGAACGAGGAGACCUUUUACGGCCUGGACUCGCCGUGCAUGCAGAAGAAGCGCCGUCUCAGCUCGGAGCUGCUGCCCCGCGGCCAGAGCGCCCCCGACGUGGGCAUCCAGGUGACCCUCACCGAGGGACCCCCGGCCAGGAGGUUCCGCCAGGCGGCCACCCUCGUGGUGGCGGCCACCAAGCUCCUCAAGACGCUCUCGCCCCGCGACUUCGCCGACAGCGACCUCGGCAGCUUCCUGGACGCCGUUUUCGAGCCCGUCCCCUUCCAGCGGCUGGAGAGCAGCUACGCGGGGGCCCCCGUGUACCGCUACACCCGCUCGCAGUCCUUCGACAUCCUCGACAUCAAGCACAGGUGCUUCGUGCUGGAGUCGCCCACCCAGCUCGUGGCCUUGCACCUGCAAGGCCCCUCCAUCAGCCGCAAAGUGAAGCUCAACAUCGCGCUGUACCGGCCCAAGAGCUCGCCGGGCGACACCGGCGCCCUGCGGAUGCCCGUGGCGCUGGGCAUCAAGGGCUACAAGCUCUACAUGUCGUGCGUGAUGAGCGGCGCGGAGCCCACGCUGCAGCUGGAGGAGGCCGACAUCACCAGGGACAUCGACAGCGCCGAGCUGACCCGCUUCAUCUUCUACCGCCUGGACAGCCCGGGCGAGCGCACCACGAGCUUCGAGUCGGUCGCCUUCCCCGGCUGGUACAUCUGCACCUCGCCGCACUCCAAGCAGCCCGUGGGCAUCACCAACAAGCUGGGCGAGGUGAACAUCACCACGUACCGGCUGAGCUAGGGAGCUG